Molecule: messenger RNA, 2625 nt
Organism: Amyelois transitella
Lineage: Eukaryota; Metazoa; Arthropoda; Insecta; Lepidoptera; Pyralidae
Product: protein KRI1 homolog
Exons: 11
Coding region: 76-2625 (849 amino acids)
Biological process (GO): endonucleolytic cleavage in ITS1 to separate SSU-rRNA from 5.8S rRNA and LSU-rRNA from tricistronic rRNA transcript (SSU-rRNA, 5.8S rRNA, LSU-rRNA)
Cellular component (GO): nucleolus; 90S preribosome
Source: RefSeq, a predicted model, not a curated record
GCAGGCAUAACAGCCAGGCAUGGUCUAUUCUGUGCUCUUUUGUGGUUAUGUUUUUGAUUUGUUUCUAACAUUAAAAUGUCUAAAAACAAGUUAUUUGAUGAUGAUUCCGACGAAGAAGUUGCUCUUGAAACUAAAAAUGAAUACGCUAAAAAAUACGACUCUUGGCGGGAGAAAGAGGAGAUGCAUAAACUGGAACAAAAGUAUGGAGCCAAAGCCUUGAACUCGGAUGCAUCACUAUCAUCAGACAGUGAAGAUGAGAGUGAUGAGCCCCCAGAAGUUAGUGAGGAAACGGAGAAGCAGUUCCUCAAGACGCUGGCUCUGCUGAAAACCAAGGAUCCAAGGAUAUAUGACACCAACUACAAGUUCUUUGAUGAUGAAAAGGAAGAACAAGCAGAGAAAGAGUCCAAACCAAAAGGCUUGACAUUUGACGACAGUGAUGAUGAGGAUGAUGAUGGUGGCAAUAUCUUCAGUAUUGAGAAGAAAGCUGACGUCGAAAUGGAACAAGACAAUGAUGGGAAGAAAAACAAAAAGGAAGGCAAACUGAAAGAGUUCCUGACAGGUCAAGUGGAGCAUAUCGGUGAUGAGGUGGAGAAAGACCUGGAGCCAUUGAAGGCUCUGUGGUCAGAUCCGAAGCUCAGUGAGGGGGAAGCUUUCCUGAGGGACUACAUCUUGAACAAGAAAUAUCUAGAAGACGAUGAUGCCGCAGCUGUAACGGACAAACUGAGGGACGAUGAAGACCUGGAGGCGGACGAGAAGAUGGUGGAAGAACAGGGCAAGUUCGAGCGGGCGUACAACUUCCGGUUCGAAGAACCUGAUGAGGAAUACUUGAAACGUUUCCCGCGCACGAUGAACUACAUCCGGCCCAAGGACGAGCGGCGCGCGCGCAAGCGGGCUGAAGCGCGCGCGCGCAAGGAGAGCGAGAAGAAGAGGAAGAUGGAGGACAUCGCGAGGCUGAAGGCGCUCAAGCUGAAGGAGAUUAAGGAGAAGAUCGCCAAAAUUAAGGAGGUCACGGGGAAUGAUGAGCUGGCUUUUAAGGAAGAAGAUAUAGAGGGUGAUUUCGACCCCGAAGAACACGAUCGGCGCAUGCGCGCCAUCUUUGAUGAGGAAUAUUACGGGGACGCUGACGACCAGAAACCGGUGUUCCCUGAUCUAGACGAGGAAUUGGAAAUAGAGAACUGGGAGAAUUACGAGCCAGAAGUGGGGGAAUGUGAUGACAACGAUGGACCUCACUGUGAGGAUGAAGAUUUUAAUAUGGACGCCGAUUACGACCCAAAACAAGCCAGAACGAACCUUAUGGAGGAAAUACAGAAAUCCUUAGGCAAAAAGCGAAGAAAUCGCAAGAAAAAAUCCAAACUGGGCCAGCUUCUGACCAUAGACAAGCCUAAAUUCGUGCCGACCAUAGCCAAUAAGACCUACAAUGAGUACAUGGAGGAAUAUUAUAAAAUGGAUUGUGAAGAUAUCAUUGGUGGGGAUUUGCCAACUAGAUUCAAGUAUAGAGAGGUUGUUCCAAAUGACUACGGGCUGACUAUUGAAGAGAUUCUUCUAGCUGACGACAAAGAGCUGACACAAUGGGUGCCGCUGAAGAAGAUAGUGAGGCACCGGCCCGAGAACGUGGAGAAAGGGGAAGUGAAGACUUACGCUCAGAAAGCGCAGGACUUGAGACUCAAGAAGAAAGUGCUGCCCAGCUUGUUCAAAGAUCUGCCUGAGGAACCAGAAAUAGUCGUACCUAUAGAAGAGGCGAGUAAGAAGAAAAAAAAGAAAAAGAAGAAGAACAAGGAUAAUGACAUGAAUGAAGCACAGAAUGACAACGUUGAAGCUACAGCAGAUGAUGGUGACGAGACUGCUACAACUGAUGGUAUUAAGAAUAAAAAGAAGCAUAAAGAAAGUAAAAAAAUAAAAGAAGAUGAUACUGAUGUUGAUAUAGACGGUAAUGUAACUGAAGUUAAUAGCGCAGAAUAUUCAAGUAAUGAAAGUCAAAUUGAUUCUAAGAAGAAAAAGAAUAAGCACAAAAAUACUGGAGAAAGCACUAGUCAAGACAGAAUAAAUGAUUCCUUAGAAGUUAAUAGUGUAGAUAAUUCAAGAAAUGAAAGUCAAUUACUAGAAUCUAGCAAGAAAAAGAAGAAACAUAAAAAGCAUAAAAGUGGUAUAGAAGUUGACACAGAAAUAAAAACGAAAGUAACAGAUUUAAAUGACAGUGUAAUUAAUGAAAAUGUAAGUAACGAAAAUAAUAAAAGAAAAGAAAAGGUGAAAGAACAGAAAAAUAGCUUUGUUGUUGAACAUAUAAAUAAUGUGGCACCCAGUCAAGGUGAUGUAGCAACUUCUAAUGCAAAACCUAAAAAUAAUGAAGCUAAUAUUGAAAGCAAUAACAGGAAACGAAAACUUGAUUCAAAUGCUGAUCAAGUGCCAAAUAAAAAGAGGAAAAAUAAAAGAAAGAAACAAUUUGAUAAAAAUGAUGGCAACAAUAGAAAAGAGUUUAAUAAAUUUAAGAAUGACAAGUUUAGGAACAAAACGAAGAAGGACGACGAUCCAAGUAAUCCACUUUCGAAACUGUCAGAUGAAAGGCUUAAAGCGUACGGAUUGAAUCCAAAGAAGUAUAGAGGAUUCUUGAAAUAUAAAAAGUUUUAA